Messenger RNA from Tyto alba (common barn owl), 3534 nucleotides. It is a transcript of the gene LCP2, whose product is annotated as lymphocyte cytosolic protein 2. Gene Ontology annotation, biological process: cell surface receptor protein tyrosine kinase signaling pathway; intracellular signal transduction. NCBI's taxonomy places the organism in Eukaryota, Metazoa, Chordata, Aves, Strigiformes, Tytonidae. Gene Ontology annotation, molecular function: protein binding. The transcript has 21 exons. The coding region runs from base 207 to 1808 and encodes 533 amino acids. The record is from RefSeq and is a predicted model, not a curated record.
UGUAUUAGAGGAAGCAGUAUCUCUCCUGGAUGUCCUAACAACGUAGUUCUAAAUGAAAAACAACCAGGUCUGAAACUGAAGCAGCUGGGUAUUAGGCAAGGAAUUACUGGACACACUGGAGGUGGUCACACACAGGGAAUAUAUGGCUGCUUCAUCGAUGGUACUGCUAUGAACGCUCUCUAACUGCCUAGAGGAGAAAACUUACAAUGGAUUUGCGAAACGUUCCCUAUCGUUCAGACGUGGUUACAUGGAACCCAGAUGACUUAGCAGAAUAUUUUAGGAUGUUAAAGUAUAAGGACUGUGAGAAAGUUGUGAGAAAGCACAGCAUAAAUGGACAAAGAUUUUUGAACAUGUCUGAAAAUGAUAUUCAGAAAUUUCCCAAACUCAGAGUACCAAUUGUAAGUAAAUUAAGUCAAGAAAUAAACAGAAAUGAAGGGAGGCUAUCUUUCUUUCCAAAAUGGGCCCAAACACAAAAAUGUCCUGAAAAUCCAGGAUACAGUCAAGAAGAUGGUGGCUGGUCUUCAUUUGAUGAAGAUGAUGACUAUGAAAGCCCUGAUGAUGACCAGGAAAAGGAAGAUGAGGCUGACUAUGAAUCACCAACAGAUGAACCUGAGGAAGCAGAACAUGACAGUGAUGGCUAUGAGCCACCUCCAUCCAAUAAUGAUGAAGCACACCACAAUGUCAUAUUUCCUGCCAAGACACUUGCAAACAACACAGAUUAUAUAGACAGACCUCCAACAACUAGAUCAUCACAUCAGCCUCCAGUACCGCCCCAGCGACCUGGCUCAUCCCCAGUACCAGCUUCAUUUGGGGGAAGAGGUGCUUCUCUGCCAGCUUUUCCUCCACCAUCAAACAACAAUGACUUGAGUAGAGACAGGAAUAUCAAGCCUUUGAAACCCCCAGCUCCUUCUAUAGACAGAAGUACAAAACCCCCACUGGAUCGCCUUGCUCCGCCAUUUGAAAGAGAAAGCCCAGCAUCAGGGAGGAAGCCAGGCUUUCCUGAAAAGCCUCUGACUUCACAGCUAAGAUCCCUUGGGGAACAGCUAGCAAUGAUGCCAAAACCUCCUGUCCCACCAAGUGACAGAUAUGAAAGAGGCAAUCCAUCUCCUCUAAGGAAGCAAACCCCUGUAAAGCAGGGUUGGCCACCACACAAAAAAAAUGGAGAAGAAGAAGAAACUGCACCCCAAAGACCAGUGCCACAACUAUCUUUGCCUCCAUACAGCUCCAAUACAUUCCCAUCCAAAUCUAUCAAGCCCCCACCUAAGCCAGGAUCCAACAGUAUGCCUGGUGCAGAAAGUGCUAGAAACCUGUCUUCAAGUGGCUCACUACCACCACGCUUACAUCUAGGAAACAACAGCAGAUCCCCUUCAAGAGGCGCAGCUGACAUCAGACCUCCAUUGCCAAUUCCUAGCAGACAGACUGCUCACCAAACAAACAUGGAGGAAGAUGAGGACUCACUGAAUGAUGAAUGGUAUGUUGCUUAUGUUAGCCGGCCAGAAGCAGAAGCAGCUCUUCGAAAAAUAAACAAGGAUGGAACAUUCUUGGUGAGAGACAGCUCAAGAAAAACUGCUACUCAUCCAUAUGUACUGAUGGUGUUAUACAGAGAUAAAGUAUACAACAUCCAGAUUCGUUACCAGGAGCAAAAUCACAUCUAUUUGCUAGGAACUGGUUUAAAAGGAAAAGAGGACUUUUCUUCUGUAGCAGAUAUCAUCGAUUACUUUCAAAGAACACCUCUUCUUCUGAUUGAUGGAAAAGACAGAGGUUCAAGAAACCAGUGCAUGUUAAAAUACGCUGCAGGACAUAUUUAAAAGAUACCUUAAUGAAGAGCACAUGCAGUAUUGAAGCCUACUGAAGUUUGUAAACUUCAGGAUAUUUCCUUUUUCAGCAAACUAAAAUAAAGAAUUAAAAAUCCUUUAAAUUUAAGGGAAAAGGACAAUGUUCUUUUAAAAUUAUGCUUUAAAUGCAGUACUCUAUAAAUCUGGUUUUCCUACGAUGUGUUUAUUACUGUCCACUAACCAUACUGUACAUGAGAAUUUUUAUCUUCCAACAUAGGUGUGUGUUCUUGAAAUGAUUUCCAUACCAGAUUAGAGGACCCAGAAAUAAAUACCGAUACAAGUCUCUGCCUUCAUAGGAGGGAAAAAAAAAAAAAAAAAAAAGAUUUUUCAGAUCAGAACUGCAGCAGCCAUUAUGUUACUGUACAUACAGAGUAGACCCAAACCUUGUCAAAGUUGAGGAGUAGACAAAAGACAAGAAAAGCCCAAUUUUUUUCCCCAGUCCACUCCCCACCAAAUCUAACUAUGACCACUUCUAUGAAAAGAGUCGGAUGCUGACCUGGAUCCUAAAGACACCUAGGUUUCAGUGACACCAGAAAAAAAAAAAACAACCCUGGAUAUACAGCUGCUUGUCGAGAUCUGUGUCUAUGUUAGCUGUGAAACUGUUUCAUAGAAAAAUAAAAUAUCUACAAAUAUCAUGUUCUCUCUGCUAUACCACUGCUAAUUUACUGAUGGCAUGUCUUACCCACUAAUUGGAAUUAUGUAACUCCUAGGAUUCUCCACCCUCACUCAGAAACAAGCUUUUCUCCCUUAACACAGAACUGUCUUUAGCUGUCUUCCUUUAAAUUAAGUAACUGUGGGUUUUUGUAGGAGACACAUCAACAAGAUUAUCAUCAUGUGAUUCUUAAUUGGAAGAACACACCCAAAUCUCUUAGAAAGCAGACAGACACAAUCAGGCUAAACUUAGUUCCUCUUAUACAACUGCUUUCUGAUUUAACUGUUUUGGUUUUGUUUUGUUUUGGUUUUUUUUCAAUAAAAAACAAUAACAUUCUCAUGUUCUAAAAUAUAAGUUGAAACUGAGGACCACUAAAGCAUAAUAUGUCAAGAGUUUUUCCCUCUCCUUUGGUAAGUGAGAUUUAUCCCACUCUUUGCCUUGGUUUUCCCGUAACCUUUGUUUUAUGACAAGACCUUAGUUUGAUAAUGAUGUUAGAAUUUGUCACACUUUUUCUCCUUUAAAGCCAUUUGUGUGUAUAUCACUUGAAACACUUAAACCAAAAUUCAAGGCAGAAGACUAUCUUCCAUGUAAUUUGUAUAGCUUCUGGGAUAAAAUAAUCAGAUUUCAUAAACAGUUCUAAUUUAAAUAUAUGUGUUUUGUAAAUGUUAUUUUCCUUUCUAAUAUAUUUUGCUAGGAGCUGGAAUUCAAAGUUAGCAAAUUUAAUUUCCAUGCAACUAUGAGUUGAAACAAAAGAUGAAAAAUAAAAUUCUUAAAAUUAUUCAGCUGAAAAAAACUGUUUCUAGUCCACUAUUCUUUAAAAGUUCACUAUUAAUCUUGUGAAAGAAAAGUCAGUGAUAACGUAUGGUUUUCAAAAAAUCCUUACCAACGUCCCUAAUAUUACCACUGAUUCUGUGAGCUGGGGUUGUAAUUCUGUUUCACUGCACUGCCUUGAAAAGUCUGACAACCCAGAAAUAUCUCCUAUGGAACUGUGUUUUAUUUGUUUUAAAUCAUCUCAUUAGUGAAACACAAAUAAAAUGUAAACCAGCA